UUGUCAGUCUCGGCAGCCCGGCGCAGGGGAGAGGCGCAGUGCCUGUGAUCGUUUAACAGAGCCGCGGAAUAUAGACAAUUUAUUAACGUAUGCUCGUUAAUUCUUUCCUGACGUCAUUGUGAACAACAACCGCAGGCAUCGGAAUGCUUCAGAGGAUUAAUUAAACGGACAUCGGAGUUGAAAUCGCGACUGAAGCUUUCCGAGUCAGGGGAUGAAGAGAGCCGCUGGAAGUGAACGGUGAUUUCUCUUCUCCUGGAUUAAACGGCGUACAUCCAAUACCCGCACCUGCUCUACAAUUGAAGGAAUAUCGCCUUAAACAUAACAGGGGCUUUACAGUAUGUUCCGUGAUGAAAUAUUAUAAUUGAUUGUAGACGCCAAAGUCCGUUCGCUGUUUGGAUUUAAGGACAUUCGCGAAUCGCAGUUUAUUUAAUUGGCGAAGCACUUAUUUAUUUAUCGAAUGCGUGUCAUCAGAAUAAACUGUCGUUUUUACUGGAGUUUGCAAUUUCCUAUUUAGCCUUACUCGGAGAUUAAUCCAGUAAGCACACGGGUAAAACAUCCUGAACGAUUGAAUCAUUUACGGUUGUUCAAAACGCAGUUAACGGAGCGCAGUUGACACGGCGGUUUUUUUUUUGUUGGGAACAUUUCCUCACUUUGGUCCGCUAACGUCUUUAACAAGAAGACAGAUCGGAUUCAUUAAAAACACGAUUUUUUACAAGUUAUUUUACAGCAAAUGAAAAUUUCCCAGCGGUCCAGCAAAAGAGGCUCUUUUUGGCUGACUUUUUACGCGCAUUUAAAACACAGAUAAAAAGGAAAUAAACUUUAUAACAAAUCGACAAAAUCUACCAGGGAUUACACAUCUUUGCUUCACCUGAGGACAGAAUGAGAGUUUGCUGAUUUUAUUUAAUUUUUAACCUCAUUCUGCUUUUUCCAUCGCUACGUCGUUCCCACAGACUCGUCGGCACAAACCUGCAUGGACAUCUAGUCAGCACCCCAGAGCGAUUUAUGGUCGGCCUCGGCAAACCAGCGGCUGUAAAAUUGUACCUGCGUCUGCGCAGUCAUGCUGGCCUGUUUGCAGAGGAGGCAGAAUCCUGCGCCCCAGCACGCCACAGCCGUCUGCAGCAGCAAGAGUCUGGAGGCAACGCAGCACAUCAACCGCAAAUGUGAGCAGACUGUCCCCAUGCCUUCCCCGCGCUACCCCAGCACAGCAGAGCUGGACGCCUACGCGCAGAAGACUGCCAACAGCCCGCUGUCCAUUAAGAUCUUCCCAACCAACAUCAGGGUCCCCCAACACAAGCACCUUAAUCGGACUGUGAAUGGUUACGACACCACCGGACAACGCUACAGCCCCUACCCCCACAUCCACACUGGAGGCUUCCAGGGUCUGCUAGCGAUCGUCAAAGUAUCAUCGUCAACCUCAUCAUCCUCAUCAUCCUCUUCAUCUUUCUUACCCUCCACAAAGGGCGUUCUCAAAAACACUGAGGGCAGGAGGACUAAGCUGUCUCCGGCACAGAUAGCGGUGGCACCUUAUCCGCCUCCAAACAGCAGCACUUUAGGUCAUUGCCACGGACAGAUUGUGUACCACACAGGUCCCCCCAAACCACUGGAGGCCACCACGCUGUCGGUUCCCCCUAACGUCACUGUGGCCAGCUCGGUGAUUCCCGUGGCUGGGGGCAGAGGACUGAAUCUCCCUCCUCAGUCUAACCUUCCCUCCAUCCAGAGCAUCAUUUACCAGAUCAACCAGCACUGCCAAGCCCAGGCUCUGCAGCAGGUGUGUCACAACGGGACGUCUACGGGACCUCCGAACCCGAGCCCAUCCAAACAGGGUUCCGUCAACACCUCAGGGGGGGCUUACGUCACCAGCGUGGCUCCGCAGGGAAACGUGGCCUAUUCAGGGACGCUGCUACCAGGACCGAAUGGGGAGGUGAUGAAAGCCGUGGUGUAUCCCGAAAGCAUGGACUACCUGCUGUGGCAGAAACAACAACAACAGCAGGCGAUGUUGAGGAUGUACAGCGGGGGAAGCGGUGGAGGAGGCGCUGUCAGCAAGUCGCCUGAGACCUGUGUCCCGGGAGGAUCCAUCAUGCUGGGUGGAGCCCAGUUGUCCUCUUCCAGAGGUUAUCCGAUGACGGCAAGUUCGAGCGGUGGGGGUGGGCUCGAAAAGGUCAGCUCCUCUCCAUUGAACUGCGUGGGGAUGCACGGGAACUUUUCGGUCGGGCAGUACUUCGCGCCCCCGUGGAACAGCGUCCUGGUUACGCCAGACAGCGACUGCUACAAUCCCCAAGAGUUGCCUGGAGGCACGAGCACAGCCGGACCGGCGACGGGGCACAGGGAGCUUGGAUUCGGCCAUCAUCACCAACAUCCUCAUCAUCACCAUCAUCAUCAUCACCACCAUCCUCAUCACCCUCCCAUAGACAGCACGGGUGGUCUGUGCUGUAGUCUGCCCAGUAAAAGUCUCUGUAAUACAUCAGUGUUGAGCGGCAGUCUCCAGUCGCUGGAAUAUCUGAUCAACGACAUCCAUCCGCCCUGCAUCAAGGAGCAGAUGUUGGGGAAAGGAUACGAGACCGUGUCCGUGCCAAGACUGUUGGACCACCAGCACGCACACAUCCGCCUCCCUGUUUACAGAUAAGAUGAGACGGACGAUGGGUCAGGCUGACCAACGUAAAGACCUGUUGGAAAAUCUUUAAUCAAAAACUGUGGAUAUGUUGCCAUUGCGGAUUGCCUGGAUUUGCAGUGGAAUUUGGUGAUACUGCUCCAAGCAGACUGGGGAGAUCUGGAUCAAAACAUGGUGAAUGAAUGCUGGAAAGCCAAUCUGUGCCUCUCGGCCCAGAGCUGAGAGAGUGGCUGGCUGGGAAAUGGAAUGUUGCAAGAUCCUAAACGUGGAUUCUGUGAUUCUUGGUUUUCUUUUUUUACCAGGAAGUUUUUAAAUCGUUUCUUUUGGUGAUUUUCCCCUUUUAAUUGUUUCAUCAGACUAAUAUGUUAUGUUUUGGGUGAGAGUCAAUGGUUUAUAUGAAGUGAAUAUGGUCUCUCCUUGCGAGUUUUAGAUUGAAUGAUGAUGAAGGUCUUAAAGCACCAUGGUUAAAUACAUGUGCUCAGUAAACACUGUAAUAGAAAAAGGCCACAUAACAGCAUCGCAAAGACCAAAAAAGCGAUAAGAUCAGUGCUUUUAUGUUAAUGGAUAUUUCAUUGAAUUAAAAAAGCUUAGCGGUAUGGAAUUAUGUUUUUUCAUAGAAAUUGCACUGCUUGGGGUGUAAACAUUUUGUGAGAGUACUAGGAGAUUGGAAAUUAGAAGUUGAAUAUAAUGUAUUUAAAGAACUUGAAGACUUGAACCUAUUUUUGUUGUUUUAUAUAUAUUUGUAGUUUAUAUAAUAUGCAUUGGCUGCUAAGGGAGUACGAGUGUAAAAUGCUUAGGUUUUUAAAUGUUUCGUUAAGAGUCUCUCAUUUUGAUUUUAGUCUCUUUUGACUGCAGUAUCAUUUCUGCUGUUCUCAUGGUGGAAUCGCCGCCAAGGGCCAAACAACAGAAUUCUCAUUUAUUUACUUACACACUGGAAUCCACAUUCUCCAAAAACGGCUCGGUUAGGCCGAUCAGGUAUUUUUGAGGUUCCUUUAAAUGGAACGUCAUAUAAUAUUCUGACAUGCCGAAAUGCUUUUAAAAUCUGGAAAUGAGCUGUAUGUUGUAGGAAUUCUUCAUUUCCGAGCGGAGGGUUUUGAUUGGUUCGGGAGCAAUUAACUCCUCCCUCACAGCUUUGAACCGUUAAUGCUAAUAAUAGAUAUCGCUGAGGGGAGUUAACCUAUGGAGGUGUCACUUGACCAUUCCUCUUUUAGAAACGAUGAAAACAAUCAUUGUGGUGCCUCUCUCAAACAGAGAGGAUGAGUGUUCACCUCGGCUCCGUGCUAGAGGUUUCGAGCAGGGUUGGGGCCGCUCGUAAGCUUUGUCUCAACACUGAAAUAUUUAUUCCGACUGUGACUUUCCUGUGAAUGUACUGCACUUAGAUUACUGAGAAGACUAAUGCCUUGUGGGACAGAGAGGGGGAAAUAAAGGAAAAUUGGAUGGGCACAGCGGUCCCCGGCGUUAAAUUAGCAUUUCUUUUGUCAGUCAAAUUUCACCGGUAAAUUGAAUUCAGAAACUCGAGAGAGGCAACGGGGGGGUUCUGUCGGAGGCAAGAGCUGACUACAGUCUAGAUUUAUGAAGUGCAAUUAUUAUGACUGUAUUAACAAUUUUGUUUUCUCUGAGCUUACACCAAAAAAAAUGUAAACUACAGCUGUGUCUACAUUCCCAAUGUACCACAUACUCAUUCCCUUCUUGUUUUGAGGUGCAAAAUAAACUGAUUUCAAGACUUUAUUGAAAAACCCA
This is a messenger RNA of Triplophysa dalaica, 4348 nucleotides long. RefSeq names its product family with sequence similarity 222 member Aa (gene fam222aa). The record is from RefSeq and is a predicted model, not a curated record. NCBI's taxonomy places the organism in Eukaryota, Metazoa, Chordata, Actinopteri, Cypriniformes, Nemacheilidae. The transcript has 3 exons. Bases 1058 to 2623 code for a protein of 521 amino acids.